UAAAAAACUAACAGAGAGAAGCGGAGGCGGCGUGCACUGCCAGGGACCGUGCGACGAGCCAGCCCUAACUUUUUCUCUGCUGCCGCUGCCGACGUCGCCGACCGAGCCACCUCCUCUCGGCCGCUACCUCUAGCCGCCACCUACCGCUGCCGUUGUCGCGGGCCAAGCCGCCUCCUUUACCCGUGGCUUAGAAGCACAUGGCGUUUCCAUUUUUACCUUCCAAGCGUCCUUAUGAACGAAAUCCCUUAGAGCCCAAUGGUAGGGGUAAGUGGCAAAAGACUGGACCUUCUAUAACACAGCAAAAUCAGCUGAAAGUGCCUCCAGGUGCUAUUAUCUUCCGAGUACUUUGUCCUGCUUCAAAAUCUGGAAGCGUGAUUGGUAAAGGUGGAGGUAUUGUAGCAAGGAUACGUCAAGAGACCGGUGCAAAGAUUAGACUUGAAGAGACUGUCCCUGGAUGUGAUGAGAGAGUUAUUGUAGUUACUGGGCUGGAGAAAGAUGCAGAACUUGGCAACGAACAGGGUAAAGAAGAUGAUGAAGAAACUGGUACCGAUGAUGGUGGUGAUAAUUCCCAGGAAAUCACUGAGAACAUUGAAGGAGCUAAGGAUUCUUCUCCUGCGGAGAGUUCAAAGUUUGAUGGAGUACCAUCAUCAGUAGUGAAGGCUCUCCUGCUUGUAUUUGAGAGAAUAAUUGAAGGUGAAGCAGAAAAUGACGAUGAAGAUGAAGCAAAUAAGAAGCUUUCCAAUGUUUCUGCAAGAUUACUAGUUCUGUCUAACCAGGUGGGUUGCCUCCUUGGAAAGGGUGGGAGUGUAAUCAAGCAAAUGUCAGCUGAUAGUGGAGCCCAGAUACGGAUACUCCCAAGAGAUAAACUUCCAUUGUGUGCUUCACAACAGGAUGAAAUUGUCCAGUUAACAGGAGGGGUUGAAUCAGUGAAGAAAGCUCUUCAUUUAGUUGCUCAGCAGCUUCUGGAUAAUCCACCCCGUGAACGUGAUUUGUUCCCUCCAAUGGGUUCUUCUGGUCCAUCAUCUCAUCCAUUUGCUUCUGGUCCUCGGCCGGAAGGCGUUCCACCGCUAAAUUAUCAUCAUCCCCAUCAAGGGCCACCAUUCUCAAACAGGCCCCAUCACAUUGCUGACUUUCAUCCAAGCAUCGGUCCACCUUUUCCUAAAUUUCAUGAAAGUGGACCACCUCUGCAGCCUCAACUUUCUCCAGAGCUAAUAACUUACAGGUUAUUCUGUUCCAGCGACAAAGUUGGAAGUGUGAUAGGGAAGGGAGGGAACAUUGUUAAAGGUCUUCAAAAUGACACUGGUUGUGAAAUUAAAGUUCUGGAGACAACUCCUGAGUCAGAUGAUCGGAUUAUAGUGAUAUCUGGUCUUGCGCUUCCAAGUGAUAGGAUCGCACCAGUACAGGAUGCAGUUCUUCGUGUUCAGCAUAGACUAGUGAUGGCUGUACCUGAUGCUAAAGAUAGCACUGUUUUGUCAAGGCUUCUUGUUGCUUCCAACCAAACUGGUUGUCUUCUUGGCAAAGGUGGUGCUAUAAUAGCAGAAAUGAGGAAGCUUUCGGGAGCUCAUAUUCGUAUUCUCGGUAAAGAUCAGAUCCCCAAGGGUGUGCCAGAAAAUGAUGAGGUAGUCCAGAUAUCUGGUGAAUUUGGAGCAGUUCAGGAAGCUUUGUUGCAAAUAACCUCUAGACUGAAGCAUCACGUUUUUCGUGAUAAGUUAUCUGCUAUGAAUCCUAAUGCGCCUCCUGCUUUUAUCGAGCAAUUACCUCCAUAUGGUCUGUACAUGGGGAGGAGGGAAUCUUCACCCUCCAGGUUGUACCCGAAUUUGCCCCCAUUUCAGAAGGAUCCUGUUGGUCGCCUGUUUGAAGAAAGAUCUGCAUUUGCACAUCCAGUUCAUGGUCUGGGUAUUCCACCACUUGGUAUUGAAAGACCUGCACCAUGGCUGCCUCAGGGUAUGAGGGAUGUAGGCGGUCCCAUGCCUUUACCUGAUUACCCAGGAGGAGUUCCACAAAGAAGGAUGGGUGGAUUUGCUAGUGGAAGCCAGCCAGUGCCUAUCACAAGUGUAGAUGUUGUGGUUCCUCGAUCCCUUGUACCUUCUAUCUAUGGUGAAGAUGGAGGUUGCCUGAGGCAUAUCCGUGAGAUCUCAGAAGCCAAAAUUACCAUCACUGAACCCAGACCUGAGGCAACAGAGACAGUGAUUAUAAUAUCUGGAACACCAGAGCAGACCCAUGCUGCCCAAAGCCUCAUCCAGGCUUUUGUAUUGAGUGAAACUGCUUCUUUAGAUUCCACCAAACCCUGAGUAUGCAGCUUGAUAUGUUGGCAUACUGAAGAUUUUUGAGACUUCAGAGUGCAGGUUUGCCGAUCUUUUAGAAGUGGAAGUAAAGGAGGUCCAUGGUAGACCCAAUAUUUAUAGUUUUUAUUGAGAAACUUCAUAUUGGUUGAUGAAAUAAUUCAACAUUAUAUGUUUAAAUUCUUUAGAGGAGGGAUAUGGAAUUAGUUUAACUUGGAUAGUUAUCGCAUAUUGCAAGGAGUUUAGGUGUUGCUUUCUAUGCCAUUGACCUCAUCCCAUUUCAUGGUUCAGCUGAACUUUUUGUCUUUAUUAGAAAUUAAUGACUUUUCUAUGAUCUUUUGUGAACCAUGAGGUUUACCUGCAUGCUGCUGGAUAUAUAACUGUCUGGCUAAAUAUUUGUGGUUGGCUAUAAUGAUUUUUGUCUUCGAAUGACCAAAGAAGUUAAUUAUAGUAAAUUCAGAUGGCUGAGGAAAUUGAUUUUGUAAGUGCUACUGAAGUAAAAAGACAUACGAUAAAUUGUGUGACUGUAUAACAUGAACAAAAUUCAGAGCCAAAGAAUCCAUCUUCCCUCUUGAGUUUGUAUUCCAUCAAGUGGAGUGGAGGUGCAAAACAUAGAUCUUCAACCGCUGUUAACUGUGUCAUGAAUUAAUAUUUGCUUGAAGUGGAGGUGUUGUUUAGCAGAGUAAAGAUUAUCAGACAUUAUGCUUUUUAUUUAUAAUAACAAGGAAUUUGUGGUGAUUAUAGUAGACCUUUAUUGUUUUGUUGGGGGGUAGGGUUACUGAAAUAUUACAAAUUAUAAAUGUUGGUUCAUAUGGCACAUUAUAAUAUUAUAUACUAGAGCAUGCUGCAAAGGGUGUCUCGCAUGGAGGCAAACUAGGAGUACAUUCUAUCUUCCAUGCUUGAUGGGUUCUGGGUUUUAUUGGGUUUUAUUUCCUUUUGAGCCAUUUGGUGAAAAUGUCACUAUAGAUGUCAUUGUUUUCAUAUUUGGUUUAUAUAUACUACAUUGUACUCAGGAAGAAAGAUAUUUGUUGAAAUAACCUCUCUGCCUUCCUUUUAUUCUGUUAAUGAAGAAAGUGAAAAUCUGAUCAUUUGAUGAAAUCUGAGGUUGUGGGUUAUGCAGAACAAGGUGAGGUUGAUUAUUCUAUCUGAUUUCUUGUAUGCUGAUAUUAAUGAUUUGUAUUCAUGCUAAUUAUUUACCAUAACAAAUGCAUGAGUAUUAGGAAACUUUGUUAUUGAUAAUUAAAUUCUCGUUAGUUGGCAAGAUCUAUGCUAAAGUAACUUUGAUAUGAAAGAGCUGGAAAAGUUUUUCUAUUUAGAAAGGAACUGGUUUUAAGUUCUAAAUAGACCAGUGAUUUAAAAAGCGUCAGGCGUCAAAAGGCGUUAAGGUCCAAAAACGCCCGAGGCGCUAGGCGCUCGUCCGAGCGAAGCGAGGCGCUAAAAUAUAAAUAUAUAUAAUAUAAUUAAUAAAUAUAAUUAUUUAAAAUUAAUAAUUUUAAAUAAAUCUAACAAUAUUAACAGUAUACAAUAUACUAUUAACAGUAUACAAUAUAUUGGUAACAGUAUACAGAAGGAGAAGAAGGAAGAGUAUAAGGGGGUGUUGACUGCUGACUGAGAAAAGAGGAAGUGGCAACGGUAGCGGGAGUGUAAGGAUGCAGCGGCAACGGGAGCGGCGAGCAGCGACAACGGUAGCGGCGAGCAGCGAGAGGAGCGGCGAGUAGCGGGCGCGGGAGCGGCAGCGGCAGCGGCAAUGAGCAGGGUUAGGGUUGGGCAGCGACAACUGAUAUCGGUUUUAGUUGGUUCGAUUGAACCAACUAACCACCGGAGACCGAACCAGACCUAAAAUCCUGGUUCGGUCACUUGGUUUAACCCAGGCGCUCGCCCUAAGCGCCUAAUGCUUGGGCUCGAGCGAGCGCCCAGGUGGUGCCUCUUAGAAGCGCGUCGCCUGGAAGUUUAGGGAGGCGCUCGGGCCUCGCCUCGCCUCGCCCGAGCGCCUAGGCGAGCGCCUGAGCGCCUUUUUAAAU
Messenger RNA from Musa acuminata AAA Group (dessert banana), 4303 nucleotides. RefSeq names its product KH domain-containing protein HEN4-like. Gene Ontology annotation, molecular function: mRNA binding. Lineage: Eukaryota; Viridiplantae; Streptophyta; Magnoliopsida; Zingiberales; Musaceae. Gene Ontology annotation, biological process: regulation of gene expression. The record is from RefSeq and is a predicted model, not a curated record. The transcript has 9 exons. Gene Ontology annotation, cellular component: nucleus; cytoplasm. The coding region runs from base 198 to 2291 and encodes 697 amino acids.